AGGAUGCGCGCAAUUUUUGAAAGUCAAUUGGCCCCGCUGGUUUUACUUGGGCAGGUCGGGUCCUGGCUUUUUACUUCGUGUGGCUGAUGUGUUAUGCACAUUCCUACACUGAUUAAAAUCCGGCAUACUCAUUCUUAUUUGCCUUGUAGGUUUUAAGGAAUUGUCCUGCUGGAUUUUAAUCAACCGGUAUUUGAGAUUUUUUUUAGCGUUUUUUACAUUUAUAUCGCAACACACAAACCUGCCAGGGGAAUGGCAGACUGGAAGUCGCAUAUAAGUUACAACUACAACCCUUCUUACCAUGCCUACGCCUACAGCCUCAUGUACCAGCCCGGGACCGAACAGAACCUCGGAAACCUGCCCAGCUGGGGAGAGGCUGGAGUCACAGACUUGAGCAACAACAACGCCGGGGUGACACAGGCCUACUUCACCACCACUGCCAGGACCCGGGAGGAGUCCCCGCCUCGCAGUCCGGAGCAGCACGCCGUGGACGGCCAUUGUCUCUACCAGGGCUCCGGGGUUGUCUACCUCGGUGACACACAGACGGGCCGUCUGCUCUUGGCCGCACCACACCGGGCUGCCUACGACCCACGGGCACAUGAGACCAAACGGGCUGGGAGCGAUUCAACCAGUGACUCGGAAGCGUACAUCUCGCCAGAUUCAUGGAGUUCUGGCAGCAGCAGAGAGGGAAGUCUCCCCCAGGCAGACCCAGCUACCUGGGUGAAAAAGGAUCUUGACGAGGAGGCAAGCAGCAGGAGCCCUGAUGGCAGUGAGGACUUUUCUAGCUCUCUCAUGGAGGAGCCGGGGACCUUUGUGAUCACAGGGAACGAGAGCGCCAACGACGUCGCCUCCCUUCACGUGCCCUUAACUGCCCCAAAGAAGCCAAGCACUACCUCUGUGACUAAAGCAAAGGCCCGAGCAGCCUUCUCAGAGACUCAGAUGAAUGUUCUUGUCCAGCGCUUCAGUGUGCAGAGGUACCUCCCCCCAGCUGAAAUGAAGAACCUGGCAGAACUGACCGGGCUGACCUACAAACAGGUUAAGACUUGGUUUCAGAACCGAAGGAUGAAGCUGAGGAGGCACCAGAAAGACACGAGCUGGGUGUCUGAGCGCUACACCACCAAUAAAGACAGUCAGGUCCGCGGAACCGUCUUUAACGUCCCGUCACAUAUCCCGUGUUAUCAAGGAGAAGCCCGGCCCCAGCUCAAGGAGUAUUACAACCAGCACAUUAUGGAGACAGCCUUCAAGAAGACGGCUCCACAGAACCCAGCCUUCUAUGUGGCAGCUAUGGGCUCUGCUGCUGGAUACCCCUCGUGGUCCCCCGGCCCGCCUCAGGCUCCUGGCUGGUCCAUGCCUCCUGGCAUCAGCCACUACGAAUACAACCCCAGUGCCUUCAGUUCAGCCAGCGUUGCCUCUGCCAGUAACCCCAGGCAAGACGCGAGCUUCGAGAGCAAAGAGGUGGAGCCCGUGAACGGCCGCAGCUCCUUGAACGCCACCGUAGCACAUAACAUCAGCCAGUAGUCGUUUGAGCGUCAGUGUAAAUGUUACCCAGCAGCCGUGUUAAUAUUCUUCUAUUCGAGUUUCCUGACUGUAGUUUGUGAUUAACUGGUGUGCUUUUCAGGCUGAGUGUACAUAUGCCUUGUUCAUACUUCUGUUCAAAAGCAUUUUACCUUUUUUAUCUUGAAGUUUUAUUUUUAUAUACAACUAUUUAAUGUAUGUUGGUGUGUUCUCUGUGCUUGGUGAUAACAUGUGUCCAAGUUGGAUGCAUCCUUUGGAUUAACUUGUUUUUGUUUUUUUAAACAGUUUUAAUACAAAGUGCUGGUACAGAUCAUGCGCACACAUUUCAACACGCAUUUUUUUUCUUUAAAUACAGGUUCACUUUGGCAACUUGAAAUAUUGUCUUUGUUUCACUGAGACUGUGGUGAUGCACUAAAAUCUUUAACAUACA
This is a messenger RNA of Scatophagus argus, 1942 nucleotides long. It is a transcript of the gene nanog, whose product is annotated as nanog homeobox. Bases 250 to 1515 code for a protein of 421 amino acids. Lineage: Eukaryota; Metazoa; Chordata; Actinopteri; Scatophagidae. The transcript has 4 exons. Gene Ontology annotation, molecular function: RNA polymerase II cis-regulatory region sequence-specific DNA binding; DNA-binding transcription factor activity, RNA polymerase II-specific. Gene Ontology annotation, biological process: regulation of transcription by RNA polymerase II. The record is from RefSeq and is a predicted model, not a curated record.